UUGCACGACCAUUAUUCUGAAAAACAGAGAGAAAAGAAAACCAAAAACCAUUUCUUGGCUGGUUUGAAGAAAUUCUAAGGAGAUCCAAGUGAAAGCAAAGCCAAAGAAGUAGAUUAAGCUUAGUUCUAGCCUUUUUAUGAUAUUUCUUGGGGUUUCCAAGUGGUUUGAGGUUUAGAAAAGCUUGAAGAGAUUGUUUUCGCCGAAAAGUUGCUCGGAUAAGCACAUCAAUACCUAAGACAUCACUUGUUACACGGUGAAAUAUAUUGUGGACAAAAGAUAUAUAAUAACACAGAUGGAUCAUGAACAUGGUAUGGGGGCUACUGAAGGCUCUUGCAGCAAUAAAUAUGAACAAGAAAUGGCUCAACUUCGAGCGGUGGUGAAUAGACAGGCUGAACAAAUUGAGAAGUUGUUAGCAGAACAACGACAAAGGAAAGCACCAACACCACCUACUGAAACUCCAACACCUCCACAAGCUCCACCUGCAGUGCACCCCAUGGAACCAUUAUAUGAACGGUUCCGAAAACAACGCCCACCAGUAUUUGAAGGUAGCACUGACCCACUUGACGCACAAGACUGGAAGAGUUCUUUAGAAGACAUCUUUGAGUUCAUGCAACUAAGUGACAGGGAAAAAGUUUCUUGUGCUGCACAUACACUUAAAAAGGAUGCUAAGAUCUGGUGGGAAGUGGUUAAGCAGACUAGAGAAGUGAAUCAGAUGACUUGGGCAGAAUUUGAACUGGUCUUCAAUGAGAAGUUUUAUAAUGAAGCUGUGUUGACUGCCAAAGUAAGUGAGUUCACUAGAUUGCAACAGGGGAAUCUAUCAGUGGCUGAGUACGCCAGGACAUUUGACCGGUUAGCCAAGUUUGCACCAGACUUGGUUAACACUGAAACUAGUAGAGUGAAUCGCUUCCUGGAGGGUCUACAACCAGAAUUGGCUAGAGAUGUAGAUAUGGGACGUACAGGGCCUCUUUCUUAUGCUCAGGCUGUGGAGAAAGCUUUGAGAGCUGAACAUAGAGAAGAAAAAAUAACAAAAGCUAAAGCUGCUACUAGCACGCCUCGUAGAGACACUCCAUUCAACAAAGAACAAAGCCGCUUUCACAAUGACAACAAAAGAGGGGCCCAGAAUUUCCAAUUUAGACAAGGACAGAAUAAGAAAUUUAAAGGAGGUCAGCAAAACAGGCAACCUGGAUUCCAACAAAUGCCACGAUGUCAAACUUGUGGAAAGAAUCAUUUCGGGGAGUGCAGGCUUCUAACUAAGAGCUGCUUCAAAUGUGGCAAGGGGGAUCAUUUUAUCAAAGAUUGUCCAUUGAUGAAGAACCAACAAAUGAAGGAUGAACCUCAGAGGACAAAUGCUAGGGUGUUCACGAUUACUCAGGCUGAUGCUGAUACCAACAACUCUGUUGUGUCAGGUGAUAUUUUUGCAUCUGGUAUUCUCACUCAUGCAUUAAUAGAUUCAGGUGCCACGCAUUCAUUUGCAUCAUUGACAUAUGUAAAAAGGUUGGGUGGAUCGUGUGAAAAAUUGUCAGAAGUUUUUAGUACAAUGUUACCAUCUGGAGAGAUUCUGUAUUCUACUCAUUGGUUGAGGGGGGUUCCUAUUUGCAUUGAUGGUAGGGAAUUAUAUGCUGAUCUAAUAAUGUUAGAGAUGGCCGAUUAUGAGGUGAUUUUGGGUAUGGAUUGGCUUUCAAAGUAUAAUGCCACUAUUGAUUGUAGAAGGAAAACAGUGAUAUUUAAGCCUUCGGAGGAAGAGGAGUGUUUUCAAAGAUUGAUUUGAGAUCUGGGUAUCAUCAAUUAAAGAUUAGAGAAGAGGAUGUACCAAAGACCGCAUUUCGAACUCGGUAUGGCCAUUAUGAGUUCCUUGUGAUGCCAUUUGGAUUAACUAAUGCUCCAGCUGCAUUCAUGGA
Messenger RNA from Humulus lupulus (European hop), 1898 nucleotides. RefSeq lists its product as uncharacterized. The coding region runs from base 293 to 1768 and encodes 491 amino acids. The record is from RefSeq and is a predicted model, not a curated record. The transcript is spliced from 4 exons. NCBI's taxonomy places the organism in Eukaryota, Viridiplantae, Streptophyta, Magnoliopsida, Rosales, Cannabaceae. Gene Ontology annotation, molecular function: zinc ion binding; nucleic acid binding.